Triticum dicoccoides is the source of this 9201-nucleotide messenger RNA. Its product is annotated as putative disease resistance protein RGA4. Lineage: Eukaryota; Viridiplantae; Streptophyta; Magnoliopsida; Poales; Poaceae. The coding region runs from base 3671 to 7900 and encodes 1409 amino acids. The transcript is spliced from 10 exons. Gene Ontology annotation, molecular function: ADP binding. The record is from RefSeq and is a predicted model, not a curated record.
CUGCCCGGCCGGCCGUGCGUGCGUCCGUCCAUGGCGGCGGCGGGCAACAUCCCGCAGCACCGACUUCAAUCGGCGGCGCCUUCACCUUCCGCGUCCUCUAAACCCCCAUCCCGCCCACCGCCGCUCAAAGGUUCCUGAGCAAAUAGCGAGGUGAGACAGAGCGAUUUGGCCGGACAGUGCUGCGGUCCAAGUUUAGUAGUAGGAGGAGGAUCUGAACUAGCCUAGCCUAGUUGUUGGGCUCUGCAGAUUCGAACCCAGAGAGAGUGGUCCUCCGGGUUAACAGCACCAAAUGACUUCCACCAUCGAGUCUAUUUCAAGAAUCAGGAGCUAAUUUCUAUGCACCAGCCCAUGUAUCAGUAGUUCAGUACUGAAUGAGCUUCUUACUGUGUGGGACACUGAAGUUGGACGAACUAAUCCAUCUGUGCACAAGCAGUUAAAGCUUGCUAGGAUCUUCACCCGUGGAAUUAUUGAUAGAGAUCCGAAACCAAGCUCAUAUGAGCGAAAGUUCCUAAAAUGGUUUCUUUAGUGGACCUAUUGCUCAAACUGGAAAAUAUGGACUUGCACCGUACUCCAUAUCGAGUUCCUGCAACUGGAUAAGGACGGUGAAGGAAUGCUCUAAUUCAUUCCUUCUAGUUCGCUUUCAGGGGUAACUUGAUAUUGAGGAUCAUGGACGCCAAUAGCCAGUACCGGGUUUCUAAAUGACCUGCUAUCUUUUCCAUUGGAAAAGUCGAAAAGGAAGAUAAAUAAGCAGUUGAAUUUAUCAGAAAGUGGGAAACAAUUGAUGUGGCUGAAAGUACCACAACUCCUCUCACCAGAUUUUGAAAGCAAGGAAGUAAGCUAUCUAGCACCUCUAUGUGCGCUUCUGUUUUCCUUAGAUGUCUGUGACACAGGAGGUAUUCAGAUUUUAUUGGAUUUGUUCGUGCAAAAAAGAGAUUUUGUCAGGUUUUUUAGAGCUUUUCAUUUGUCACCCUUCCUUGUGAAUGAAUUCAUUAAUAAUUAUGCAAUUGUUAAAAUGUAUGGCAUGGAGAAAGACACGUGUCCUUUUGUCAAGUCUGUAUAUUCAGUUUUCGCCAUCUGUUACGCAUGCUUUUCUCACUUUAAUGCUCCCUUUUAAAUCAUAUUUAUGUGCUUGGUGUCCUGGUUUAUUCCAUUUUUCAGAUUGCUAUGAUAAGAAAAAUAUGUGAUAUUUGUGGAUAUUUUUCACUGUAGUUACCCACUGGUAUGAGGACUGUCUGGUAGAUGGUCGCAUUAGUCCUCGGAUCCACCAGAUGGCCUGUGCCUAGCAGAAUGUGUUGGUAGGUGGCAUAGCAGAACUGCCACUGAAAACAGUGAGAGAGGGUGGCCUGUGGCCUAGCAGAAUUUGUUGGUAGGUGGCAUAACAAAACUGCCACUGAAGACAGUGAGAUAGGGUGUACAUCAUGUGGGGCGGGGUGGCAGCUUGGCUGGAAGUGCCUUCUGGUUUCUUAUCCGACACAUGAACAUCAUUUAUUCUUAAUUUUAUGAUUACACACAAACUAUUUCAACUUGUGAUCUUUCAUUUUUGUUCUUUUCUUUCUUGAGAAACCUCCUCAUGUACUGGUACCAGAAAGUUUUCUUCCUAAACAAGGUUUUCUCAAGGUCUUAGUUACUAAAAAACAAUCUAGACCGUCUCUUAUCAUCUCAGCAUGAAAAUUAUUAAAGCAUGUUUCUUGCUUUUUGGACACAUGCAGUUGAAUCUACCCUUUCUGGUAUGUAAACUCUCAUUAUGUACUAUUGUUUCUGUUAACUGUUGGCUGCUACGGAGGAUGGAGGUGAAGAUGAAGAUGGGUUUCAAACUGUGUUAGAGUUCACCACGCUAGACAUAACUCAGUGGCCAAUUAUUGCUCUAUUAUGAUGGGUGUAAGAAGUGCUCGUGUUGUUGUCGGGAGUAUUCAGUGAGCUUACCAACUUUGAUGAGUCAAUCUGUGCACCGUUAGCAACUAGACUUCUCCUCACUGGUGUUGUGCCUCAAUAGUCAUCUAUAUUCAAGGGUGCCUUAAAUCCAUUGCGCCUUACAUUUAAGACGGCAGAUGGGGGAGCACCCAAGAUAAUUUUCAAAAAGGGAGUUGCCUCUGCUAAGAUCAAUUAGUAAAUAUUCUGGCCUGUUUACAUUUUCUAUAAAUCAUCUUGGCUUUUGUUCUAGUCACAUGUGAAGCCAGCCGGUAGUAUUUUAGCCCUUACUAAUUUGCCACUUAAGCCAAGUAAAAAGGAAAAUUAUGCACUGUGCCAGCAUUCUGUACAAACAUUGUCCUAAAUCAGGGCCACCAUCUUCUUAAGCAUUGGCCAAUCGAAUACAGGGUGGGGUAAAAAGAUUAAUUACAUCAAUGGUCAGUGUAACAGUGUUGGACCCAUGACACACAUGGAGCAGUGUGGCAGGAAUUAAAUCUGGGUGGGCUCCAAAGAUAAAUUACAUCAAGGAACCAGUGUUGGCAGCCGUGACACAGAUGCAGCAUGCCACCUUGUAUCUGCAAUGUACGGUUAAAAAGAUAGGCUGAUUUUUAUUUUUAGUUAGUAAAGCAGUUCUUGUUUGCAAAGCACAUUUGAACUUCAAUCUUUUCACAUCACCACAAAAUACCACAUAAAGUUUUGCCGCAUCUGCAUUACUGUGCUUCAACCUUUCCGUCUUGUUUCAGCCAAUUUGUUCAGCUUCAGCACCUAACACUUCUCCUUACUGGUGUUGUGCCUUGGGAAUUUUGUAGUAUAUUCAGGAGAGCCCUUUACAUUUAAGACAGCAAACGGAGGAGCAUCCGAGGUAAAUUUGAGAAAGGGAGAUCAUUCUAGUCUCUCUUUUUUUGCAUUUUCAUGGAGACCGUUGUAGUCUGGUACGUAUACACCGUAUGCAUUGUCAUCUCUAAUGGUUAUUACAGUGUAACAUCCCCGUGAAGCCAGACAGCCUGUAUUUUCGUCCUUGCUAACUCGCCACUUAAGCCAAGUAAAACGGAACAUUUAUGCAUGUGAAUGCUGUACACUCUUUGCUUUUUUACUAUGAAAGUUUCCUUUUUACAUGUAAAAUGUGGGUGGGCUUGCAAGAUUAAUUACAUUGCCUGGUCAUGUCAGUGGGAGCAGUACUCCACUCCACUUGUGUUGGCAGCAGUGGUGUUUCUUUUCCACACCUCAUGUGCCAAGACUUAACUCUCAAGCGCCAGCUUGCUAGAUAGUUAGGUGAUGCAUUAACUUGCUCUGUACACAUCCCAGUCAAAUAAUUCACAAGCACGCAUAGGCACAGGCCACCUCGUUAGCUACCAUUUUCAUCACAAUUCACAAGCACGCAUAUCUUGCCACAGCGACAGCACACUUCUCCAAAAUCCCACAUCAACCUGGCUCUUGCUCCCCUGAAUCCUACUACCACCCAUCCAAAAGCUUCAAGAUCUCACAAAAAUCUCCCAACUCCCGUUUGACGGAGUAGAUCCUGCACACAGCGCCGCCCAUGCAUCCACGCGCCGCUAUAACUUCACCAGUGUUGCCUCCUGCUUCAUCGCCUCGUUGGCUUUGAAUCUGCUGCUGCUGCCACCAAAACAAUGCCAGAGCUGGCGUCGACGCUCCUGUGAAAACCACGUCUUCCUCGCUGUUGCUGCGUUGCUGGUCCUGGGUGCAGAUUAGGGGCAAGCUCGUGAAGUGCACCUGUGUUGGAGAAGUUUCUUCCAAGAGUUCCAUGGCGGAGCUGGUGGUCACCAUGGCGACCGGGCCGCUGGUGUCCAUGCUGAAGGACAAGGCGUCCAGCUACCUCCUGGACCAGUACAAGGUGAUGGAGGGAAUGGAGGAGCAACACAAGAUUCUCAAACGCAAGCUUCCGGCCAUCCUCGACGUUAUCACCGACGUUGAGGAGCAAGCCAUGGCACAGAGAGAAGGUGCCAAAGCCUGGCUUCAGGAGCUCAGAACAGUCGCCUAUGGGGCAAAUGAAGUCUUCGACGAAUUCAAGUACGAAGCCCUACGCCGUGAAGCCAAGAAGAAUGGGCACUACAGAAAGCUCGGCUUCGAUGUAAUUAAACUCUUCCCUAAUCACAACCGUGUUGCGUUCCGUUACAAAAUGGGUCGCAAGCUUUGUCUGAUUCUGCAAGCCGUUGAGGUCCUCAUAGCAGAGAUGCAGGUCUUUGGGUUCAAGUACCAACCACGGUCACCGGUGUCCAAAGAGUGGAGGCAUACAGAUUAUGUUAGCAUUGACCCACAAGAAAUUGCCAACAGAUCCAGACACGAAGAUAAGAAGAACAUUAUUGGUACACUAAUUGGUGAAGCUAGCAACGUAGAUCUCACAGUUGUUCCUGUUGUUGCAAUGGGGGGCCUUGGCAAGACCACAUUAGCGCAACUCAUAUACAAUGAUCCUGAAAUUCAGAAGCAUUUCCAGUUGCUGCUCUGGGUUUGUGUCUCUGAUACCUUUGAUGUGAACUCCCUGGCCAAGAGUAUAGUUGAAGCAUCUCCCAAUAAGAAUGUUGAUACAGACAAACCACCACUGGAUAGACUUCAAAAACUGGUCAGCGGACAGCGGUAUCUCCUUGUAUUGGAUGAUGUUUGGGACAAUAAAGAGCUACGUAAGUGGGAAAGGCUCAAGGUUUGCUUGCAUGGUGGCAUGGGCAGUGCAGUGUUGACAACAACUCGUGAUAAACGAGUUGCUGAAAUUAUGGGUGCAGAUAGGGCAGCCUACAAUCUCAAUGCUUUGGAGGAUCACUUCAUAAAGGAAAUUAUUGUGGAUAGAGCAUUCAGUUCAGAGAAUGGAAAGCCUCCCGAGCUACUCGAGAUGGUUGGUGAGAUUGUGAAGAGAUGUUGUGGCUCUCCAUUAGCUGCAACUGCACUGGGUUCUGUACUUCGCACCAAGACCAGUGUGGAAGAAUGGAAGGCUAUAUCAUCUAGAAGCAGCAUUUGCACUUAUGAAACUGGAAUUUUGCCAAUACUCAAGCUUAGCUACAAUGACUUGCCCGCACACAUGAAGCAGUGCUUUGCUUUCUGUGCUGUGUUUCCCAAGGAUUACAAGAUCAAUGUGGAGAAGCUUAUCCAACUAUGGAUUGCAAAUGGCUUUAUCCCAGAACGCAAGGAAGAUAGUCUUGCAACCUUUGGAAAGCAUAUUUUCGAUGAGCUGGUCUCAAGGUCAUUCUUUCUGGACCUAGAGGAAAGUAAGGACUUCAGGGGGAAUUAUUCCAGAACAUGUAAAAUUCAUGAUCUUAUGCAUGAUAUCGCAAUGUCUGUUAUGGAAAAGGAAUGUGUUGUUGCAACUAUGGAACCAAGUAAAAUUGAGUGGCUUCCAGAUACUGCUCGGCAUUUGUUCUUGUCAUGUAAAGAAACAGAACGUAUUUUGAAUGAUUCUAUGGAGAAAAGAUCCCCUGCUAUUCAAACAUUGUUAUGUGAUAGUAAUGUGUUCAACCCAUUGCAGCAUGUAUCAAAAUACAACACUUUGCAUGCCUUGAAGCUCUGUAUGUGGACAGAAUCAUUUCUUCUGAAACCAAAGUAUCUGCAUCACCUGAGGUACCUUGAUCUCUCAGAAAGUCGUAUGAAAGCACUUCCCGAGGAUAUAAGUAUUCUAUAUAACCUGCAAGUGUUGGAUCUAUCCAACUGCCGUUAUCUUGAACGACUUCCAAGGCAAAUGAAGUAUAUGACUUCCCUCUGCCACCUCUACACUCAUGGAUGUCCGGAGUUGAAGAGCAUGCCUCCAGGACUUGAAAAUCUCACUAAGCUGCAGACACUCACAGUUUUUGUAGCAGGAGUUCCUGGCCCUGAUUGCGCUGAUGUUGGAGAGCUGCAUGGUUUAAACAUUGGUGGUCAGCUAGAGCUACGCCAGGUAGAGAAUGUUGAAAAAGCAGAAGCAAAAGUGGCAAACCUUGGAAACAAGAAGGAUCUCUGUCAACUGACAUUAAGAUGGACUAAGGUUGGCGACAGCAAGGUGCUCGACAAGUUCGAACCUCAUGGUGGGCUGCAGGUUCUGAAGAUAUAUUCCUAUGGAGGAGAGUGCAUGGGUAUGCUGCAAAACAUGGUUGAGAUCCAUCUUUUUCAUUGUGAAGGAUUGCAAAUUUUGUUCAGAUGCAGUGCAAUCUUCACUUUUCCAAAACUGAAGGUACUAAUGCUAGAACAUUUGUUGGGUUUUGAAAGAUGGUGGGAAAUCGAUGAGAGGCAAGAAGAACAAACAAUAUUUCCUGUGCUUGAGGAGUUGUUUAUUAGUAACUGCGGAAAGUUGGUAGCAUUACCUGAAGCACCAUUGUUGCAAGGACCUUGUAGUGAAGGAGGUUAUACAUUGGUAAGCUCAGCAUUUCCUGCCCUAAAGGUACUUAAAAUGAAAGAGUUGGAGAGCUUUCAGGGAUGGGAUGCAGUCGAAGAGACUCAAGGAGAACAGAUAUUGUUUCCUUGUCUGGAGGAACUAUCAAUUGAGAAAUGCCCAAAGCUGACAGCGUUACCUGAAGCACCAUUGCUUCAAGAACGAUGUACUGAAGGUGGUUAUAGAUUGGUACGCUCAGCCUUUCCUGUCCUAAAGGUGCUCAAAAUGGAAAACUUGGAGAGCUUUCAGAGAUGGGAUGCGGUCGAAGGUACAUUGUUUCCUCUGCUUGAGGAACUGUCAGCCCAGAAAUGCCCAAAGGUAAUAGGUUUACCUGAAGCACCAAAACUAAGUGUAUUACAUAUUAUAGAUGGCAAACAAGAGAUCUUCCAUUGUGUAGACAGGUAUUUGUCUUCAUUGACAAAUCUGACACUGAGGCUAGAACACACAGAAACUACAUUAGAGGCUGAAUGCACUUCAAUUGUACCUGUGGACAGCAAGGAGAAAUGGAACCAGAAAUCCCCUCUUACAGUUGUGGAGUUAGGAUGCUGCGACUCAUUCUUUGGACCAGGUGCACUAGAGCCAUGGGACUAUUUUGUACACCUUGAAAAGUUGGAAAUUGGUAUGUGCGCUGUGCUCCUCUACUGGCCAGAGAAAGUGUUCAAAAGCUUGGUGUCCUUGAGGAGGUUGGUGAUUAGAAACUGCAGAAAUCUGACUGGAUAUGCACAAGCUCCUCUUGAGCCAUUGGCGUCCGAAAGGAGUCAGCACCUGAGAGGUCUGGAGUCUCUUUGCUUAAGAAACUGCCCAAGUUUAGUAGAGAUGUUCAAUAUCCCGGCAUCUCUCAAGUGCAUGGAUAUUGAUAGGUGCAUUAAGCUUGAGUCCAUAUUCGGCAAGCAGCAGGGUAUUUCAGAGUUAGUCCAGGGGUCUUCUUGCAAUGAGGCAAUCAUGUGUGCAGCUGUAACAGAGUUUCCAUCCUCACCCAUGAAUCACUUUUGUCCAUGCCUAGAAUAUCUAAGUUUAGUCGGAUGUGGAAGCUUACAAGCGGUUCUAAGUCUGCCUCCAUCCUUAAAGUCCAUACUUAUUUUGAGCUGCAAUAGCAUUCAAGUCCUAUCAUGUCAGCUGGGUGGGCUCCAGAAACUAGAAGCCACUACCUCCAGAAGCAGAAGUCCUAUCAUGCCAGAGCCACCAGCAGCAACAGCACCAACUGCAAGAGAGCAUUUACUUCCUCCCCAUCUCGAAUAUCUAGUAAUACGGGACUAUGCUGGCAUGUUGGGUGGGACUCUCCGUCUGCCUGCACCCCUCAAGAGACUGGACAUUAUUGGCAAUAGUGGGUUGACAUCGCUGGAGUUUCUGUCGGGAGAGCAACCCCCAUCGCUGGAAAUCCUUGAUCUUGAAAGCUGCAGUACCCUGGCAUCCCUACCGAAUGAGCCGCAAGUAUACAGUUCUCUCCGCUUUAUUCAGAUUACAGGCUGCCCUGCUAUAAAGAAGCUCCCUAGAUGCCUGCAGCAGCAACUGGGCAGCAUGGAUGACAAUGACAAAGAACUAGAUGCCCGUUAUGAAGUAAUGGCAUUGAAACCGAAGACAUGGAAGGAGAUACCAAGACUGGUCCGCGAACAGAGGAAGGCCGCUCGACCAGCCAGGGAAUGAACGCCAGCAAUCCACCAUGCAGGAGUAAACAAACAGGGCAGGAAAGCAUGCGUUAUUUUAGCUUCAAACAAUGUACUUGUAUGUUAUGUCAUGACUGGUUGAACGUUGACCUUUUUAUCUUGUUCAAUUUCAGAUACUUGUAAUGUGGAUUCAUCCAUCUCCUUUUGAACAUUUCCUGGGUUUACUAGAAUUCGGGACGUGUGCUGAUGUUAUUUGGUUGAGGAGACAUUGGCGUUCAGAAACUUUGCAAGCUGUGGUUUUUAUCAGCUUUGAUUUGAUGAUUUCAAUCAUCCAUUUCCCAAGAGGAGGAAUGGAAGCUUCAACUCGUUGAGAACUGUCUUGAUGCUCUGCUACCUGUGAUUGCUUGUAAAACUCAACUCUGGUGCAUGGCGGUCUGCUCUGGAUUUGGUUUUCUGCUGUGCUGCUGACAUUUGCCUUUUAACUUGUUGAGAAGCUAUGUAAACUGCUGUCCGGUUUUUUCUGCUUCAAUCAAUACUUCAAUGGUGAUGGAAUGAUGGAGGGAAUAAACCUUCAACCUGUCUGGUUGAGAAACCAACUUUCCAGCACUCUUUGGUCUGUAGACUGCGAAGGAUGCUGUGAAUUUCUGCUCUGCUAGAGUGUUAUGGAUGCUGUGAUUGCUUCUACAACUCUACUCUACUGUACUGCACUGCAGUCACUCUCGGCCGAGAAUUGUUGGGGCCCGUGAUCAAAAAAAGACGCAGUGGCUGAAGCUAGCUAAAUCAUGAUCUUUGCAAGAGCAAUGUUUCAUGUUGCGGCAGAAUGUAGUAUGCAAGUAACCCCUAAGUUCAAGGACACUCGGGCCUUCGCCCAGUCUGGUGCAAUCCCUCGCCGGAAUCAAAUCUACAGCUGAUGCUGUUUCAGGUCUCACCAAAAAGUCCAGGCAGGGUAUUCAUUUAGUCAUGGACAUUGGAGGUUUUUUUUUUGCGUGGGCUCGUUUUUUAUCGUGCGGGGUAUCGUUGAGGUGGAAGCCGCGAGUACAAAUGCAAAGGCACCGGUAUUUUGGUGGAUUAGAGGUGAUGGUGAAAGGUGAGGUGAGAAAAAACCAAUUAGAGAAGAUGGUGAGAGGCGAGGCUAAAAUAAACCAUGGAUGUCGGCCUAGCAACUCCCGUUUUAGAAGUGGAGAUUCAAAUACUACUACUUUUUUAGGGGUACUAUUACUUUACUGAGAGGCCUAAUUCAUCACCUUCAUAUUGAUCGUAUCGGGCAUCAUCCCACAAUUGUACCUCUCACUUGUAUGACUGUACCUCGUAUGUCGUCCACUACAGUCUUUUCUUGUUGAA